GCCGGCAGCGAGGGACGCAGCUGCAUUCAGAUCUCAUUAUGCAUCAGAAAAAUGAAAAAGCAGAGGAAAAUUCUAUGGAGGAAAGGAAUCCACUUAGCCUUUUCUGAGAAAUGGAAUACUGGAUUUGGAGGCUUUAAGAAGUUCUACUUUCACCAACACUUGUGCAUUCUGAAAGCCAAGUUAGGAAGACCAGGUACUUGGAGCAGGCAUUUGAGGCAUUUCCAGUGCAGAAAGAAGGCCCUUCAAAUCCAGAAAACGUGGAUCCAGGAUGAACCCCUUUUUGCUAAGACGAAGUCCAGUGUGGCUGUUCAGAAUCUUAGUACUUUGUCCUCUAAAGUGAGAAGAAAGGACAUUUCCUCCUCAAGGACCUUCCUGAAACUCCAAGCAGAGAAAUUGCUGUCAUCAGCAAAGAACUCUGGUCAUGAAUACUCUGGAGAGAAAAGUCUCUUGAAGGCAGCCUCAGACUUACCAGAAAAUAGUGUUUUAAGUCAGGCCAGUGGUCACAGACCUAGGACGGAGCCACAAGCUUCAGAUCUUCCUAUGAAGCUCCAUGGGGAGAGUCCAGGUGAGAGUGGCACAGUUGUGGUCACCUUGAGCAACCAUAAGAGAAAGCGCUUUUGUUAUGGCUGCGGCCAAGGGCUGGAGCACCACAGGAGUGGGGGACCCCUGAUUCCAGAAAAGUUCCACCUUAAUCAACAUAGAAGAAUAAAAGUAUCUCCUCAUAUGAUGUAUGAGAAACUAUCCAUGAUUAGAUUUCGGUACAGGAUUCUCAGAUCCCAGGACUUCAGAACAAAAAGCAAAGUUUGCAAGCUAAAAUAAGGCCAGCGAAGCUGGGUGCAGGUCACUGGGGACCAUCAAGAGACCCUUAGGGAGGACGGUGAGGGUGGCGGUUGCAGCCCCUUCCCUUCCCCAGAACCUAAAGACCCUUCUUGUCGGCAUCAACCGUACCUUCCAGAUGUGGAGAGCAGUGCUGUGCUGAAGGGAAGGAGGUCCCACAUGCCUGAUGGCCACACUAAGGGAAGCCCUCUCUUGGGCAAGGAGCGUAGUUUAGAUGAAGCAUUCCCUGACCGACAGAAUGGCAGUGCCACACACACCUGGGACCAGUCACCCUGUUCCUCUCCUAAGUGGGCAUGUACAGAGCUGAUUCAUGACAUCCCCUUACCAGAACAUCCUUCUAGUAACAUGUGUAUCUUGGAAACAGAGAGAGAAGUUAUGGCUCUGGGUCGGGAGAAUCGGACAAGCGCUGUCAGUGAUGACAGAGUAGAACUGUCAGUGUCUGGGGCAGAUCAGUCUGUGAGUAGUGUCGGUGGGCCUGUGUCCGAAGAGACUGUUCAGAGUGAGAGCUCAUGCCAGAUGGAUAAGGAUGGAUCUUUCAAGCAGAACAUUCUUAGUUCUAAGUUGCUGGACCACCCUUACUGUAAAAGUCCACUGGAGGCUCCUCUGACGUGCAGUGGACUCAAACUAGAAAAUCAAGUGGGAGGUGGGAAGAACAGUCAAAAAGCCUCUCCAGUGGAUGAUGAGCAGCUGUCGAUCUGCCUUUCUGGUGCCAUUAAGAAUGCUCAUAAUUCAUGGGAAGAAGUCAAAAAUAUUAAGAUUCACAGAGUUUGGAAGAAUCCGAUUCCAACACUCAUGGAUGACUUUAAGAAGUUCAAGAUCUUGGUGAAGGAAGGAACUACAGAUGUGGUGGAAAUAGCAAGAGAACUGGAAGGAGAAGUGGACCUGAAUAUGUAA
Messenger RNA from Hippopotamus amphibius kiboko, 1731 nucleotides. Its product is annotated as sentrin-specific protease 5-like. Lineage: Eukaryota; Metazoa; Chordata; Mammalia; Artiodactyla; Hippopotamidae. The transcript is spliced from 2 exons. The record is from RefSeq and is a predicted model, not a curated record.